AGCUGACAGGGUUCAACCCUGUGGUCCUUAGAGAGUCUGUCAGUGAGUCUGCGGGUUGGUCUAAGUGGUGGUGAGUGGGACUGUCCAGUCGCGCACCUAUCACCAUGGAUGACUACCCCAUGUAUGGUUUACUCGUUGGGUUUUCCCUCUGGGGGACCCUUUGGCGUUUCAUGUUUCCGUUGGGAUUCUAGAACACAUUUUCGUGUAGGGUAGAGACCAAGGGUGGUAUGACCACACACCCCUACACACUUGAAGAAGAGGCCAAGGCCGCCGCAAUCCUGAAGGAGAGGAGAGAGGCCAAGAAGAAGGCCCUGUUGGAGGCGCAGGCGACGAAAUUGAAGAAGAUUGAGGAGGAGAUGGCCAGAGAGAAGGAGAGGUUGAAGAAAGAAGAAGAAGCGAAGUUAAAAGAGGUGGAAGAGGAGGAGGAGGAAGAUGAGCAGCCGUUGGAAAGGAGGAGAGAGCAACGAGGGCAGUACAGUGGGAGUAAAAAUGAUGAAAUGGAAAAAAAGAUUUCAGAAUGGGUUGCCAACUUGUCUUUGGGAGAAGAGGAGGCGGUUGCCAUGUAUAUCCCCAAGGAUGAGCAGGAGACCACCAUGAAAGAAUGGGAUGCAGAGGAAGAUUCCCUGAAGCGGCAAGCGAUGGAGGAUGAGAAAAAGAUAGAGUGGAGGUUCAGGAUGAUGAGGGAAAAGAAGAGGAGAGUGGAUGCAGCAAGUGAGGCGGCCAAAGAAUUAGAGCAGGUGAAAAACAUGGGAGAACAAUUGACCGCCCAGAGUGUUGAGCGCUUGGCCCGGGUACAGGGAGAACAAUAUGAGUUUAGUAGAAGUCAGGAUAUGGCCGUGCGCUCGAUGCGGAUGGGAUUUCGAGAUUUUGCCCACGAACUGGUAGGCGCAGUAGGGUCCGAGGUGAACCAUCGCCUCGCGAAGAUAGAACGAUUCUGUGUGGGCGCCAUUGAAGGCAUCAAGAUGACAGCUCCCAAGGAGGAAGAGGCACGUCCUCGCAGGGAGCCAGUCAAAGUCAAGUUCCCCGAUUCCUACAGUGGAAAGAGGGAAGAGAACUUUGACAAUUGGGAGGCCAACGUCAAGACCUAUGUGCACUUGCAAUAGGUCUCCCCGGAUCAGCACGUCCUAAUUGCAAUUCAUGCGCUUAGAGAUGAGGCUGCCAGCUUCGCG
Molecule: messenger RNA, 1169 nt
Organism: Chara braunii
Lineage: Eukaryota; Viridiplantae; Streptophyta; Charophyceae; Charales; Characeae
Source: the annotation of a GenBank genome assembly